UACUUCGGGUUUUCUUUCACGUCCGCGCGGCCGUUCGUUUCCGUUGCGAAGCGGAAAUUGUACUCGGGCGCGCGAGGAGUUGCGAUGGCUGGCGAUGUGGUGGGGCUCACACUCAUACACGGUAGUUCGAAACACAAGAUCGAGGUUUCAGCAGAACGGGAAGGUUGUGAGCCAACACUACAGGACAUGGCAGCAGUGAUUGCGCAAGUUACUGGGGUACCCCAGCAAUUACAGAAACUAAUUUUUAAAGGUAAAUCUCUGAAAGAUAUGGAACAACCGUUGUCAGUUCUUGAUGUUAAAAAUGGCUGUAAAAUAAUGAUGAUUGGUAGAAAGAACAGUCCUGAAGAGGAAGCUGAAUUAAAGAACUUAAAGGAUUUGGAAAAAUCCACAGAACAGUUAUCACAUAAACUUGAAGAAAUUAGCACUGAGCUGACAGGCAUUCAAAAUGGGUUCUUAGCCCGUGAUCUCCGAUCUUCUGCAUUAAGCAAGUUAGAGAAGAGAGUGAAAAGCAUAUCUGAACAGUAUAUGAAGUUUCUUGAACAGAUUGAUGCAAUGAAUUUGCCUGAUGACUUUACUGACUGUAGACACAGAAGAAAAGAUAUAGUGAAGAAUAUACAGACUCACUUGGCUCGGUGUGACAUCAUUGAAACACACAUUGCACAGGAACUAAAGAAACUUCAAUCAAAGGGUUAAAGGGUCUGCACAACUUUGUGGGGCAGAAGGGUCAGCGCCGUGCUGCACUCUUCUAUAUUCUAAAAAAAGAUUGAUCUUGCUAACUGACUGUAUGAAAACAACAUAGUAGAAAGAACAAACCGAUCCACAAAACAUAAAUUAUUACUUACAUUAGUUUGUAUAUAAAGAGUAGAAUACUUUGGAAUAAAUGCAAUCAACCGCUUUCAUGGAGAAUUAUGUGUCUAUUGUAAUUUUGAAUUAAUUGUGACCAGAAAGUUACCUGCUUUCCUGGGUUUAAAGUUGCUUAGUGUGAGUUAUGAGUAAUAAAUACUUGAACUUAUGACCAAAGUACAUGUAUAAUAUUGAUUUUAUUUUAGUAGUGCUUGCAUGUAGCUACUCAAAAUACAAUUUGCAUUCAAUAAAACACUUCACUCUA
This is a messenger RNA of Hypanus sabinus (Atlantic stingray), 1108 nucleotides long. RefSeq names its product BCL2 associated athanogene 1 (gene bag1). Gene Ontology annotation, biological process: protein stabilization. Gene Ontology annotation, cellular component: cytoplasm; cytosol; membrane. The record is from RefSeq and is a predicted model, not a curated record. The coding region runs from base 85 to 693 and encodes 202 amino acids. The transcript has 7 exons. Lineage: Eukaryota; Metazoa; Chordata; Chondrichthyes; Myliobatiformes; Dasyatidae. Gene Ontology annotation, molecular function: protein-folding chaperone binding; adenyl-nucleotide exchange factor activity.